CAUAAAGUAUGUGUUCAUAUAAGACCGCAGAACAUUAACUGGCAAGAUUGGAAAUAUGCAGCUUACGUCAUUUCCAUCUGUUACAGUCGAAACAUGAAUCUUACCAGCGUUUUAGACGUAUUUUGAAGUGAAGGCCAAUUGUUCUUAAAAGAUACAGUAACCUGGAAAAGUCAUGAUAAAGAGCUUUAUUCUGGAUUCAAUGAUGCAUCUGAUGUGAUGGAGAUGAGCAAUUUUACACUGAAUUUAACAUUAAAUGUGUCGACGAAUACCACUGACCAUAAUUUUAAUCAAGAUCUACUCUUAAAUGGAUCAACACAGUUUCUGAAGUUCUUUACUUGGGAAGACUAUGACUCGCUUUCGCUCAGAUGGCUGGCUAUGUCCACUUUAAUCAUUGGAGCGUUUGGACUUACUGGAAAUUUUAUUGCUUUUGUCAAAAUUGUGUUCAGUAAGAAAUUACAUACGCCGACAUUUGCUGCCAUAGGAUGUUUAGCAUUACCUGAUCUUUUUAUGAUUAUACAUUGCUACAUCAUUAGCUUCACGAAUAUUGAAUCUUAUUUGCGCGAUAAAUUUUAUUUUGAUCAACAUCUCGUCUCAGUUUGUGAUUUUUAUGAUAGUUUGUUUUAUAUGACUUACUACUGUUCCCUUGGCCACGUGAUUUUUUUAUCCAUCGUGCGAUAUUUAUUAAUAACUGAUCCUCUAAGAAGUAAGAAUUAUCUUACGGUGUCUUUCGUCGCUCGAUAUUCAAUUAUUAUUUGGUGUAUUUCUUUUAUUUUAUCCAUCAGCACUGUGGCUCUUUUUAUGGUAGAUAUGAAUUUGACAAAAGAUGAAUCUUACCUGAUUUUGGCCAUCCUUCGAGCUAUAGUAGGGUUCAUUCCUAUUUGUAUCAUCAUUAUUUUGCAUUAUUUAAAACUGAAAACUCUCCGAAAUUCAACAGUAAAUGGUCAUGUUCAGAACAGAAUGAGUUUUAUCGUCGUUGUUAUUCUGUCUGUCUUUACUUCUUAUCAAAUCUUCGUAAUUUUCAAGCCCAUUUUAUGGGUACUUGACUUAAAAUUUAACAUAGCAAAGUCUGUUCAAAACACGUUUUAUUCCGUAUCGCAGCUUUUUGCAUUUUUGCAUUUUUCCUGCAAUCCAUAUAUCUAUUUCUUCAUUUCUGUUUUUGUUUCUAAUCCUAAACGUGAAUUAAGCACGCGACAUUACGCCAUCAAUGGUAAUCUAGAUAAGUCCAUAGACGUAUAAGAAAUAUCUUAUACCUCUAUGAUGUCUCAAUAGUCAAACAAUUAGCUAUACAUCAUU
Saccostrea echinata is the source of this 1293-nucleotide messenger RNA. Its product is annotated as C-C chemokine receptor type 5-like. Gene Ontology annotation, biological process: G protein-coupled receptor signaling pathway. The transcript has 2 exons. The coding region runs from base 217 to 1236 and encodes 339 amino acids. The record is from RefSeq and is a predicted model, not a curated record. Gene Ontology annotation, molecular function: G protein-coupled receptor activity. Gene Ontology annotation, cellular component: membrane. NCBI's taxonomy places the organism in Eukaryota, Metazoa, Mollusca, Bivalvia, Ostreida, Ostreidae.